AUAUCUACAGUUGGCCAAGACAAAAUGAGGAUUUCAUGGAUUACUCAAGCCUCAACUGAGCCAAUAGUACUAUUUACAGAAAUUGCUGGGCUAUAUCAGAAUGCCUCACUUGGGACUUCAUCUUCAUACAAAUACAUGACGUACAAGUCUGAUAAUAUUCAUGAAGCAGUAAUUGGUCCAUUAAAACCUAAUACGGUUUACUUCUACGUUUGUGGCAAAAAUUCCAGCAAAGUGUACACUUUAAGAACUCCCCCAGCUCAACUCCCAAUUAGAUUUGCUGUUGUAGGUGAUCUUGGACAGACAAAUUGGACCAACUCAACCCUCCAACACAUAGCAAAAUCGAACUACGACAUGCUGCUAUUGCCAGGGGACUUAGCCUAUGCCGAUUUCUUACAGUAUCUUUGGGACUCAUUUGGAAAGCUUGUGAAGCCACUAGCUAGCAAGUGGCCUUGGAUGGUGACCCAAGGCAACCACGAAAUUGAGAAGUUCCCAUUGCUUCACAAAGAAAAAUUCACAGCCUAUAAUGCAAGAUGGCGCAUGCCAUUCGAAGAGAGUGGCUCAAACUCAAACCUAUACUAUUCUUUUAAUGUAGCUGAGGUACAUGUUAUCAUGUUGGGUUCAUACACAGACUUUGAUAAUACUUCUGCACAAUAUCAAUGGUUACAGGUAGACUUGCAGAAAGUUGAUAGGAAGAUAACUCCAUGGACUGUAGUGCUUAUUCAUGCACCAUGGUACAAUUCCAAUACUGCUCAUCAAGGAGAGAAAGAGUCGGAUGACAUGAAGAAAUCCAUGGAAGCGUUAAUUUUUCUAGCUGACGUAGAUAUUGUUUUUGCUGGACAUGUACAUGCCUAUGAGCGCUUUACUCGCGUUUACGAUGGGAACCAGAACAAUUGUGCUCCAGUUUAUAUCAACAUUGGGGAUGGUGGAAAUCGUGACGGCCUUGACACCACGUAUCAAGAUCCAAAGCCCAGUAUAUCCGUUUUUAGGGAGGCAAGCUUUGGGCAUGGGGAACUCAACGUGGUUAACGCAGCCCAUGCGCUUUGGACAUGGCACAGAAAUCAAGAUGAUAAGCCAAUUGUUAGUGACUCGGUUUGGUUGAGAAGCCAUUCAUCUAACGAGUCCAAAUCUUCUGGAAACACCAGUAACUUCACCAAACCUUCUCGGUCAUCUUUUGACAGCAAAACUUGGUCUAGUGAACUAUUGAUUGAGGGAGAUCAUGGUAGGCUUGCAGCUUUUCACAUUGAAUCCAAACUGUUUGAGGUUGUGAUGGAUGAAAGGAGGUGGUGGUUGAAAAAGGACGGUCAUCAUCCUGGAAGGCGAUAUAGGGAGUUGAAGAAUUUAAUCUACUCAAUGAAUUAUGAGGAAAACCAAGGAGGCAUAUGGAUGUUGUGGGACACAAGGAUAGUUGUUAAGAUUGAUGAAUUCGUUGACAAAGACAAUCUGAUUGUGCAGGAAUUAGUUGGGGGGCCCUUGGUAUAUAGGAGUCUCAAGGAUGAUUUGCAACUGGAUACACUGGACAAUGUGAAAAAUAUGAUAGCUGUGGAAGAAGUUGGAUUUGAUGUCCCCCAAAAGAAUGGUGCCAUGAGAUAUUCAAAUCAUUAUCUGUUUUGUUCAGCUGUAUUAGGACUUUUCUCCCUCCUCUUUGUCUUUGGUUGGGACAUUAGGAUCUUUGUAAUCUCAGUAAUUUCAGAAUUCCCCCUUUCAUAUUUUACUGAUUCCAUUACCAUAUCUGGUUUUAUCCAUAUGGUCUCAACUCUCAAGGAUGAUUUGCAACUGGAUAUACUGGACAAUGUGAAAAAUGUGAUAGCUGUGGAAGAAGUUGGAUUUGAUGUCCCCCAAAAAUGA
Molecule: messenger RNA, 1845 nt
Organism: Quercus lobata
Lineage: Eukaryota; Viridiplantae; Streptophyta; Magnoliopsida; Fagales; Fagaceae
Product: probable purple acid phosphatase 20
Exons: 12
Coding region: 25-1845 (606 amino acids)
Molecular function (GO): metal ion binding; acid phosphatase activity
Source: RefSeq, a predicted model, not a curated record